CUAUUAUUUGAUAUAAAAUCAUCUUCUAGAUGGAGGGUUUCGUUUGGCUUCUCAUCGUCCUGGUAGAUAAAGAUCAGAGGGCUCUCUCCGGGUAGAACGAGCGGCUAGGUUAAUUUUGCCUUCUUGCUAUCGCCUACUCUGCAUCUGCCAUAGGAAGAGAUGAAUGUGGAAAAGGUCGAUGAAAAUGGGAAAACAGAGGGAUUAAAGUCCAAUACUUGCCAAGAAUGCGGCGUUAGCUUCAAAAAGCCUGCAUAUUUGAAACAACAUAUGCAAAGUCACUCGUUUGAGAGGCCAUAUGUGUGUUCGGUUAAUGAUUGCCAUAAAAGCUAUCGAAGGAAGGACCACCUAACUCGCCAUCGUCUCCAGCAUGAUGGAAAACUAUUCAAGUGUCCGAUUGAGACUUGCAACCGGGAAUUCGUUUUCCAAGGCAACGUCAAGAGGCAUGUCGAAGAACUUCACAGUAAAAAUUUCUCCUCCGUGAAUGUUGAUCAGAAACAACAUAUGUGCCAGGAACCUGGGUGUGGGAAGGUGUUUAGAUAUCCAUCAAGACUGCGAAAACAUGAAGAUUCUCAUGUUAAGCUUGAAUCAGUUGAGGCAAUCUGUGCAGAACCAGGAUGUAUGCAGCAUUUUUCAAAUAUACAAUGCCUUACGGCCCACAUUCAUUCUUUUCACAGAUACAUUACUUGUGAGAUUUGUGGGACAAAGCAGCUGAAAAAGAACAUCAAGAGACAUCUCCGUACCCAUGAAGCCACUGGUGUUUUAAAGAAGAGAAUUAAAUGUCAUUUCAAAGAUUGUGACCGCACAUUUUCUAAUAAAACCAAUCUUAAUCAGCAUGUGAAGGCUGCGCACCUUGAAAUCAGAACUUUUGCUUGUGGGUUUCCUGGUUGUGACAUGAGAUUCUCAUACAAGCAUGUUAGAGAUAGACAUGAAAAAUCUGGAUGCCAUGUCUAUACUCCUGGUGAUUUCAAUGAGACUGAUGAGCAAUUCAGGUUGAGACCAAGAGGUGGGAUGAAGAGGAAAUGCCCUAAUGUGGAAACAUUGAUACGCAAGAGGGUUAUUCCGCCACGUGAUUUGGAUGAUUACCGCUGUUGGCUUCACCUUGGAGAGUGAGAAUUAAUCUCAUCCUUGGCAGACCCAAAUAUGCAAGGGAUCAAUCUUUGCUCCUGUAUCUAGAAGUUAGCUUGGUAUGUGAAGUGUAUAGUUCCCACAGUAUAACCUUUUGUUGUUGGUCUUUGAAGCUAUUUAGAUUUUAACACACAUAUAUGUUCUUCCAGUACUGAUUUGUUGUUCUGCAAAUAUUUGAUGUAAAACAUGGUAUGAAGCUUUUCAACCUGAAAUGUUGUCCUUCUACAAUUGUUUUCUGCUGAUUGUAGUUCUCGUCAGGUGAAUAUAGCUUGAUACUACAUACAAAAUUGCAUUAGCUAAGAUGCUUCUUGCUAAGGUAGGCACUGUAAAAAUGGAACUUCUGCUUUUA
Molecule: messenger RNA, 1474 nt
Organism: Jatropha curcas
Lineage: Eukaryota; Viridiplantae; Streptophyta; Magnoliopsida; Malpighiales; Euphorbiaceae
Product: transcription factor IIIA
Biological process (GO): regulation of transcription by RNA polymerase II
Cellular component (GO): nucleolus; nucleus
Molecular function (GO): 5S rDNA binding; DNA-binding transcription factor activity
Source: RefSeq, a predicted model, not a curated record